UACUAACUUCGACACUAUGUUAUUAAUGGUGGUUUUGUCUUUAUUAAUCGCAGUCCUUGUAACUGUAUUAUAUAUAUCAAGGCGUAAAUUUGAUUAUUGGGAGAAGCGUAAGGUACCACACUUAAAGCCCACAGCGAUAGUCGGCAAUUAUGGCGAAUAUUUAUUUUUUAAGAAGUACAUUGGCAAUGUUGUACAAGAUAUUUUAAAGAAAUUCCCUAACGAGCCUUACGUUGGUGCAUAUUACGGCACAGAACCAGUUCUCAUCUUGCAAGAUCCUGAGUUCGUUAAGCUGGUCACCACGAAAGAUUUUUACUACUUUCACGGGAGGGAGGUGACCAACUACAAUUACAAGGAGACCGUCACACAGAAUCUGUUUUUCGAAGCUGGCGACAAGUGGAAAGUGAGCCGUCAAAAUUUAACGCCACUAUUUUCGUCAGCGAAAAUGAGGAACAUGUUCCAUCUUAUCGAGCAGUGUGCCGUAGAAUUCGAAAAACUAAUCGACGCAGAAACGAAAUCACGGAACAAAUUCGAAAUUAGAGAUCUCAUGUCCAGGUUCACUAUGGCCUGCAUUUGCUCUUGCGCGUUUGGAGUAGACAUUGAUACGUUGGGAAAAAAACCCGAAUCCAACCCUUUCCUUCAAAUCGGUAAAGUGAUAUUUGAAGUGUCUACAUCCAGAGGUUUACUAAAUGUAACUCGAGCGAUUUGGCCAUAUAUUUUCUAUGCACUAGGAUUAAAAUCUUCCCCGCCAGAAGUGAGUUCUUUUUUUAAAAACUUCUUGACUAAAGUCUUUGUUGGUCGUGAAUAUAAAGCCACAAAAAGGAAUGACUUCGUCGACCUCCUUUUGAUGUUGAAGGAAAAGGAAUAUUUAGUCGGUGACUGUUUCUCAAACAAAAAAUUAGGAAUUGGGAAAAAGAUUCAAUUACCAGUUACAGACGAUUUUAUGAUAGCUCAAUGCUUCAUUUUCUUUGCUGCUGGUUUUGAAACGUCAGCUACAACGUUGAGUUACACUCUUUUGGAGUUGGCCAAGCAUCCUGACGCUUUAAUGAAGGCGCAAGAAGAGGUUGAUGAUUUUCUAAGAAGGCAUGAUAACAAAUUGAUAUACGACUGCGUAACAGAACUUCCUUAUACCGAGGCUUGUGUGGAUGAGGCUCUACGCCUCUACCCGGUGCUUGCAGUGAUCACUAGGGAGGUGAUGGAUGAAUACACUUUCCCUACUGGAUUGAAAUUAGACAAAGGUGUACGGAUUCAUAUUCCAGUUUAUCAUUUGCAUCAUAACGCUGAAUAUUUCCCGGAACCAGAGCAAUUUCGUCCAGAGAGAUUCUUACCAGAGGAGAAACAUAAAAUUGUACCACACUCAUAUAUACCCUUCGGAGAUGGCAAUAGAAUUUGCAUUGGUAUGAGGUUCGCUAAGAUGCAGAUGAUGGCUGGUUUAGUGACGUUACUAAAGAAAUACAACGUGGAGUUAGCUGAAGGUAUGCCAACUGUACCAGAGUUUAACCCCCGGUCCUUCGUCACGCAGGUCUACAAUGGUAUCUAUCUCAAGUUGACCCCUAGAGAGGGAGUCUGAAUUGAGAAUGUCUGAGUGAAACAUUAAAUGUAACGGCUGAACAGGUAGACGCUGUGGAACUUCACU
Molecule: messenger RNA, 1633 nt
Organism: Diatraea saccharalis (sugarcane borer)
Lineage: Eukaryota; Metazoa; Arthropoda; Insecta; Lepidoptera; Crambidae
Source: the annotation of a GenBank genome assembly